AUGAAGCAGAAACGCAAAUUAGGAAUUGGCCUAAGUCGUGAAGAGCGGCAGUUGUUGGUAAUCGGUGAAAUCAUACAGGAACUACUAGAGGCCCACGAACAGAAGAAAGAUGUUAACUUGAAUCGAAUUAAAUCCAGAAUUUCUUCCAAGUAUGGUUUGGAGAGUUCCCCUCGUUUAGUAGAUAUUAUUGCGGCUGUUCCAGUAGAUGCAAAGAUGAUUCUGCUGCCCAAGCUGAAGGCAAAACCUAUUCGCACAGCUAGUGGAAUAGCAGUUGUAGCUGUGAUGUGCAAACCACAUCGAUGCCCGCAUAUCAAUAUGACAGGCAACAUUUGUGUAUAUUGCCCAGGCGGCCCGGAUAGUGACUUCGAAUACUCCACGCAGAGCUACACUGGUUACGAGCCUACUUCGAUGCGAGCCAUCCGCGCUCGUUAUAAUCCCUUUCUCCAGACAAAGAGUCGUGUUGAACAACUGAGACAAUUGGGACACUCGGUUGACAAGGUCGAGUUCAUAGUAAUGGGCGGGACUUUCAUGUGCCUCCCAGAGGACUACCGAGACUAUUUCAUCCGAAACUUACACGACGCGUUGUCAGGUCACACGAGUGCAAACGUUGCUGAAGCGGUGAGGUAUUCAGAGAAGUCGCCGACAAAAUGUAUUGGAAUCACAAUUGAGACUCGACCGGAUUAUUGCUUGAAGAGGCAUCUUUCUGAUAUGCUGUCGUAUGGGUGCACUAGGCUGGAGAUCGGGGUCCAAUCAGUUUAUGAAGACGUCGCACGGGAUACCAAUCGGGGACACACUGUAAGGGCGGUUUGCGAGAGUUUCCAGUUGUCCAAAGAUGCUGGAUAUAAAAUUGUGGCUCACAUGAUGCCGGAUUUACCGAAUGUUGACUUUGAGAGGGAUAUUGAACAGUUCAUUGAAUUUUUCGAAAAUCCUGCUUUCCGAGCUGAUGGAUUGAAAAUUUACCCGACAUUGGUUAUUCGUGGAACCGGACUUUACGAAUUAUGGAAGACAGGACGGUAUAAGAGUUAUCCACCUUCGACUCUGGUGGACUUGGUUGCAAAGAUUCUUGCAUUGGUGCCGCCGUGGACAAGGGUCUAUCGUGUACAGCGUGAUAUUCCCAUGCCCUUAGUAAGCUCUGGAGUCGAACACGGCAACCUUCGAGAGUUAGCUCUAGCUCGAAUGAAGGACUUAGGCACCGACUGCCGAGACGUUCGAACUCGUGAAGUUGGCAUCCAAGAGAUCCACAACAAAGUUCGGCCCUUCGAAGUAGAACUAAUUCGCCGAGACUACGUAGCCAACGGAGGCUGGGAGACAUUUUUGUCCUACGAAGAUCCUGAACAAGACAUCCUUGUUGGUCUGCUACGAUUGCGAAAAUGCUCCCCCGAAACUUUCCGGCCGGAAUUGAAAGGUCAAUGUUCAAUUGUUCGUGAAUUGCAUGUUUAUGGAUCGGUGGUUCCAGUGAAUGCUCGUGAUCCUACUAAAUUUCAACAUCAGGGUUUCGGCAUGCUGCUGAUGGAAGAGGCAGAAAGAAUUUCGCUAGAAGAACAUGGUAGCACGAAACUUGCUGUGAUUUCCGGUGUUGGGACAAGGAAUUACUAUCGUAAAAUGGGAUAUGAACUGGAUGGGCCCUACAUGUCGAAGAUGUUAAUUUAAAUUGUAAAUAAUUCAAUCUCUACCAAUGUAGCUCUACAUACAUAAUAAAAGUGUCUUGUUUUUAAAAUUUA
Messenger RNA from Hermetia illucens (black soldier fly), 1721 nucleotides. RefSeq names its product elongator complex protein 3 (gene Elp3). The record is from RefSeq and is a predicted model, not a curated record. The transcript has 6 exons. The coding region runs from base 1 to 1650 and encodes 549 amino acids. Gene Ontology annotation, biological process: tRNA wobble base 5-methoxycarbonylmethyl-2-thiouridinylation. Gene Ontology annotation, cellular component: elongator holoenzyme complex; cytoplasm; nucleus. Gene Ontology annotation, molecular function: iron-sulfur cluster binding; acyltransferase activity, transferring groups other than amino-acyl groups. NCBI's taxonomy places the organism in Eukaryota, Metazoa, Arthropoda, Insecta, Diptera, Stratiomyidae.